AUGUCGAAACCGAUCACAUUUGUAACGGGCAAUCCCAAGAAAUUAGAAGAAGUCGUACAAAUAUUAGGCGCAGACUUCCCAAAACAACUUAUCAGCAAGGAACUGGAUCUACCCGAGUUACAAGGUGAAAUAGACGAAAUAACGAUAUUAAAAGCUAAGGAAGCCUACAGACAUGUACAGGGACCAGUAAUUAUAGAGGACACAGCAUUAUGCUUUAAUGCCCUCAAGGGCUUACCAGGACCUUACACCAAGUGGUUUUUUGACAAAUUAGGACCAGAAGGAUUACCUACACUAUUGGCAGCGUUUGACGAUAAAUCAGCUCAAGCUGUUUCUCAAGCUGUUUGUACGUUUGCCUAUCAUCCAGGAGGUGAAAACGACGAAGUGAUUUUAUUCCAAGGCAAUACGGAUGGACGGAUUGUGAAUCCCAGAGGACCCAGAAAUUUUGGAUGGGAUCCAUGUUUCGAACCUGCUGGAUAUGAUGUUACAUAUGCCCAGAUGCCUAAUGCAGAGAAAAAUAAAAUUUCACACAGGUACAAAGCAUUGGACCUACUCAGAAAUUAUUUUUUGCAGAGAAGAUAA
Anoplophora glabripennis (Asian longhorned beetle) is the source of this 579-nucleotide messenger RNA. Its product is annotated as inosine triphosphate pyrophosphatase-like. The record is from RefSeq and is a predicted model, not a curated record. Gene Ontology annotation, cellular component: cytoplasm. The coding region runs from base 1 to 579 and encodes 192 amino acids. Gene Ontology annotation, biological process: nucleoside triphosphate catabolic process. The transcript has 3 exons. Gene Ontology annotation, molecular function: nucleoside triphosphate diphosphatase activity. Lineage: Eukaryota; Metazoa; Arthropoda; Insecta; Coleoptera; Cerambycidae.